CUGCAGGCCAGGAAGGCGAGCAGCAGCAUCCACGCCUCGCCCCCAUGCACGCCCGCACCGCGCUCCGUGGCAGCCGCCUCCCGGGCCGGACGCUGGCUGGGCGGGCCGUGGUGCUCCUCUCCCUGACCUGGAGCGCUUACCAGAGCCUGGCCAUCCCCCAGAUUGCAGAAUGUGGCCUCUCCUGUUCUCAGGGCUUCGCCUGCAAGAGCCGAGUGAACCGGAGUAUUUUUAACAGCUUCUGCCGGCAGUCCCCCACGUCCAUGUCCAGGUCCGUCCUGGAGGCCCUGACCGUGUCCACCGCCAUGAGGUGCGCCCCCCGGGAUGGCUGCUCCCUGCUGCUGCGCGUGCAGGCCUCCCUGACGCUGCACGAGAGCCUGCGGGGCCUGGAGGCCUGCUCCAUGAGGCUGGACACCCAGGAGACCCAGUGUCAGAGCGUUCGGAUCUCCAGGGUCUCCCGCCAACGACACGCAGGGCAGCAGCUCCAGGUGCACUUUGAUUGCUUCGAAGUUAGCGUGGCUCAGAGCCUCUACGUCACCCUGAGGACAGUCCCCUACUUCUGUGGGGUCCAGCUGGACCAACAAUACCAUGUGGAAGACUGCAGAGACAACGACGUUGGGAGGAACUUGCCCUUCUGCUUUGACGGGAAGUUCUCCUACUCGGUGGACCGCGGCCGCAAGGUCAUUCUGGUACAAGUGCCAGAGGCCCCUGGGGACUCCGACUACUACGUGCGGCUCUGCCUCAAGUGGUUCGCCUGCGAGGACGUGGGGGCCCCAGUGCGGGUGAGCGGGGUCUCCGGCGCCAUCUCUCUGCCCUACAGCCAAGAGCUGCCUUGCCUGUGCCUUGAGGGCUGGGCUGCGACCCCCGACGCAGUGCGGAUGCAGGCCUGCCCGUUCGAAAAUGACACGGAGGCGCUGUGGGACGCCAUCCGCUACCACCCCGGGAACCAGGCGCUGAGCUGGGAGCCCGCCUGCCCCGUGAGCGCCCACGUGAGCCUGUGCUGGCGCCCGGAGCCAGGGGCCCGAUGCCACGAGCUGGAGCACUCGGGCCGGCCCGCCCGAGGCAGGGUGCAGUACCCGCUGGUGGACACCCAGCCCCAGCUCUGCCUGAAGUUCUCCACCAGCCUGGGCUUCUGGGUGAGGUGCCCUUUCGAACAGCGACCCUUCCCAGCCUGGAAGAUGACCGUCCAGCCAGCGGCGUCCCAGGGCCACCUCCGGGUCACCUUCUUUUCGCCCAGCGCUGCCAGCUUCACGGUGCACCUGUGUCACCAAAGGAAGACAGGGCCCCCUGCCUGCGGCCCAGCGUUCCAGGCCACGCCCCUCCCUCCAGCCUCAGGCGACUUCAUGGCUGACCCCGCAGUUGCCUUCGUGGACAUUCCCAGGGAUGAGGCCUGUGACGCCGGCACCUGCAUCCAGGGCUGGAGGACUGACGUGCACUUCUCCGCCCCCCAGCAGCUAUGUGACCUUCAGUGCACUGCCACCCAGGGGACAGCAGAUUGAGACCAGGAGCCUCAUGGAGCACAAGCAAGCGCCCUGGGGUGCUGAGGAGGCCAGCUCACACCUGGGCCCCUGAGCCUCUGGCCGCAGAAGCCAGGCCUCAGAACUCGGAGGGGGCUCCGCUGGACACGGGCCGGGGGGCCAGCCGCCUUCCGUCUCCCCCGCCGCCUACGCUCCCUGGGGGCUCUCAAGCUGGACUGAGGGCUUUGGGUCAGAUGAAGGACCUUCAGACCCUUUCUGAACCCCCUUUCUGAAGGCCUCCGGAAUGGCUGGGAGGGCUGCUACUCUCCUGGCUGGCCUGGCCUCUGACCUGUCCUGUCUCAGCUUGGUGCGUGCUCCCUCUGGACCACCUAUGGUCAAGGCCACCACCCUUGGCCCCUGCCUGGUGGCCACCAGAGCUUUCCCAGGGCCCGGAGAGCAGCGUGUGACCCCUUGCUGUGGCUGACGAGGCUGUUGGCUCAGGACCACCCCCAGCUCCUGCGCAGAGCGCUCCCACACCGGCUGUCCACGCCCUGGAGGCCCCCACCGCCCCGGCUGGGCCUCCACCCUGCCCCCUGCACCCGCCUGCCCAGAGCUCAGGUCACCUCCCGCAGCCCAGCGAGUCUGGCGAAGGAUGGUCACUUCCUGUGGCCUCAGGAGCCACCCGCCAGGAUGUGCCAUUCGCAGAAGUAUCAUUCUCAUCGAGGGCCACUGUGUGCCAUCUGUGCUCAAGGGACCCCUGGCCCUGCAGCGUGAUCUCCACACCCUGGGCCAGGGUCGCCUAGCAGCCAGCCCAGGAGAUGUGUCCCCAAAGGACCACCAGGCCGCCCCUCCUACACCUGGAGUCCGGCUCCAUGUCCACCUGACCACAGUGACCCCGAGACAGACGCCUGGCCGGGUGCCCCAUCGAGCUGCCAUGUUCAAAUGCACACCCCCUCCCAAGCCGGGCCCUGCUGCACCCCCUUCCCGCCUUGUGGGCCGCUGCCCGCAGCAGACUAGGGGCUGGCAGACCCAGUAAACGCUUGUCCACGCA
Messenger RNA from Suricata suricatta (meerkat), 2505 nucleotides. It is a transcript of the gene IL17REL, whose product is annotated as interleukin 17 receptor E like. The record is from RefSeq and is a predicted model, not a curated record. The coding region runs from base 45 to 1496 and encodes 483 amino acids. NCBI's taxonomy places the organism in Eukaryota, Metazoa, Chordata, Mammalia, Carnivora, Herpestidae. The transcript has 16 exons. Gene Ontology annotation, molecular function: interleukin-17 receptor activity.